This is a messenger RNA of Physcomitrium patens, 2147 nucleotides long. RefSeq lists its product as uncharacterized. Gene Ontology annotation, molecular function: DNA-binding transcription factor activity; transcription cis-regulatory region binding. NCBI's taxonomy places the organism in Eukaryota, Viridiplantae, Streptophyta, Bryopsida, Funariales, Funariaceae. Gene Ontology annotation, biological process: regulation of developmental process; regulation of DNA-templated transcription. The record is from RefSeq and is a predicted model, not a curated record. Gene Ontology annotation, cellular component: nucleus.
ACGAGUCCGGCUGACAUUGAGAUCCACUGGCACAAUCGCCACGCCCCCGCCAUCGCAAUCCCCAUCCAUGCCCAAUCGAUCCCUUACUGACGGCUUCGCCUCUUCAUUUCGCCGCUUUCAUCGCAAAAGGAUCCCGCAUCGAUGGCUACUCGGUGACCCUGGUUUCGCAGAAAUCAGUCUGCGGGGACGCCGUCGAAUCGGAAUCCCGUAGAUGACCGAUCUCGCGAUCGAUUUUGUUUCUAGCAAUAGGGAUAGGAGCCCAGCGCGCUUCUUCUCAUGGGCAUGGACAUCUCGAGGUAUAACCACUGCGAAGUGCACACCAAUGAGGUUAAAGCGUAUAAGGUUCAGGAUGGGAUGCUGCCUACGGUGAGCAGCGACAGUGGGGCGGAUCAGCAGGGUGGCGACGUCGCGGGGCGGAUGGAGUUCUGGCCCCCGGGGGUGGGUGUCGCGGACCAUGCAAACAAACAUUGCGUGGAGGGCGGAAUCGACCUGUGUGGAUCUGUGAUUCAUGGUAACGACGCGCUGGAUCAGAUGUUGCAGUUUCCGAAGGCGGGCGACGUGCGGAGUUGGAGAGAUCUGACGGGCGCCAGUCGCACCAACUCUGAGAGCAAAGCAUUUCGCAGGGGAGUGAUUGGUGGAAGAUUGGGUCAUCACAUGAGCUGCCCCUGCGAUUCUGCUAUGAUGAACGAUUUCAAAGGUUCGUCGUAUCUUCUUGGGAAAAGCUUCAGAAUUGGCGUGGGGGAGAGUGAAGAUGUCGACGGAUCCGUUGAAGGCCGACAGGGCGAGGCUGGUCUUGGUAGGUGGGAGGAGGCAGCAACCUCGCAGAAUGAAGGCGACCCUCAUGCACAAUUCAAUGUUGUGCAGGAAGAGGAGUUAUCUAACCGAGUGAACGAUCUUUGCAGUCAGGGGGACCGUAGUAAUGAGCACCGGUUGCAGGAAUUCAGCCGGGAUAUGAUCGACGAGUGCAACAUGGUGGGGAUCGACUUGCGGCGGAGAAAUCACCCGGAGGAUCUGGAUGGACUGGAUUUGAGGGAGGCAGGCCUCAAAGGAGUCUCACGUGAUUGCGACCCUUACGCACAGUGCCAGAAGAACACCUGUGUUGCUCGUGGACCUUCUUCAGUUGAUCGGUUUACAAAAUUUCUAUCGUCAGGGAAAGACGAAAAGCUUGCACUCACAUGUCCCCCAUGUGGAUGUCAUAGAAAUUUUCACCAACGCGUGGUGGAUGCUUGUGAAGAGGGGGAAGAAGAGGAGCUCACGGUGAAAGCCAAGAGAGAGAAGCUGAAUUCUGGCAACUACUUCUCAUCCUUCGUCGACCACUGCAACAUUGACCGUGUUGCGCAUGAGCUUAUGGCUGUAGCAAACGAAGCUCUCGCCCUCGCUCAAGACUCGAUUUGCCACGGCGAAGGACGAGGACUCCCAGAAAACGGCGUUUACUCUGUUGAAGAGCACACGAUCAUUGCCAAAAUCUCGCUCGAGAAUCUCGACCACAUUACCAAGGUGAUAAGCUCCACCACUGAAUGUUUGACGCUGCUACGAAAGCGGAAGUCGGUAAAUCCUCGAGACAAGGAUGUGAACAAAUCGAAGUCAUGUCCUCAUGAAGGCGGGCCUUUCUCCACGGACGCGAGCCCCGUGAUCACUGUGGAGAAUGGGGCCAUCUCAUUACUGGUUCCACCUUCGCCGGGGCGCCAGUUCCGUGAAGAUGCCAUCGGAGGCUCGCCGACUUUGAUCAUCUCGGAAUCAUGCGGCAUUCGCAAUUGCAAUCUCGGCAUGCCAAGGAAGCUGCCGUUGGAGCGAGUCAGCCACAAAUUGAAGAGGACAAGAACGCGUAUCAGCUUGGAGCAACGGGAGAAGCUGAAUGCGUUUGCCGAGAAGGCUGGAUGGACUGUCGUUGGCCAACGCAAGGAAACCAUCGACGCUACAUGCCAGUACAUAGGCAUUGAGCCGAAGACAUUGAAAUAUUGGAUACACAAUAGCAAGCAGAAGUGGAAAAGGCAGCCUAGCUUGUCUGAAGACCCAAGCAAAUGAGGCAACAAUGGAUUCUAUUCUUCACUAGUUGUUUUCUUCAAAUUUUUUUACAUUGCAACAAUUCUAAUAAGUCUAUGGAGAUCAUUGUUGGGCCCAAAUACGCUUCCUGAUCCAAAAAAAAA